This is a messenger RNA of Sorex fumeus (smoky shrew), 4990 nucleotides long. It is a transcript of the gene EIF5B, whose product is annotated as eukaryotic translation initiation factor 5B. The transcript has 24 exons. Gene Ontology annotation, molecular function: GTP binding; translation initiation factor activity; GTPase activity. The record is from RefSeq and is a predicted model, not a curated record. The coding region runs from base 143 to 3802 and encodes 1219 amino acids. NCBI's taxonomy places the organism in Eukaryota, Metazoa, Chordata, Mammalia, Eulipotyphla, Soricidae.
CACUGCGCGCUCACACCAUAUGUGCCCUGUCCGGGUGCGCGGGUCUGUGGAGAGCCGGCUGCGGGCGGCGGCGGCGCCGUGGGACGGAGUGUCUGCGAGGGCCCGAGCCGACGGCGGGGGCCACGGGCGCCGUUGACACACGAUGGGGAAGAAGCAGAAAAACAAGAGCGAGGACAGUGCUAAGGAUGACAUUGAUCUCGAUGCUUUGGCUGCAGAAAUAGAAGGAGCUGGUGCUACUAAAGAACAGGAACCUCAAAAGUCAAAGGGGAAAAAGAAAAAGGAGAAAAAAAGACAAGACUUUGAUGAAGAUGAUAUACUGAAAGAACUGGAAGAAUUGUCUUGGGAAGCUCAAGGCAUAAAAGUUGACAAAGAAACUGCUGCAGUAAAGACAACCGAGAAUAAUGAAGAGGAACCCACCUCAAAACAAGAUAAGAAAAAGAAAGGACAGAAAAGCAAAAAGCAAAGUUUUGAUGAUGAUAGUGAAGAAUUGGAAGAUAAAGAUUCAAAAUCAAAGAAGACUGCAAAGCUAAAAGUGGAAGUGUAUUCUGGAAGUGAUGAUGAGGAUGAUUUUAAUAAACUUUCUAAAAAAGCUAAAGGGAAAGCUCAGAAAUCUAAUAAAAAAUGCGAUGGAUCGGAAGAAGAUGAAGAUAACAGUAAAAGAACUAAAGAACGUUCCAGAGUAGAUUCUUCAGGUGAAAGUGGUGAUGAAUCAGAUGAAGUUUUGCAGUCUAGAAAAGGACAGAAAAAAAAUCAAAAAAACAAGGCAGGUCCUAAUGUAGAGAGUGGGAAUGAAGAUGAUGACUCUUCCUUCAAAAUUAAAACAGUGGCCCAAAAGAAGGCAGAAAAGAAAGAGCGUGAGAGGAAAAAGCGAGACGAAGAGAAGGCAAAACUGCGGAAGCUUAAAGAAAAAGAAGAGUUAGAAACUGGCAAAAAGGAUCAAAAUAAACAAAAAGAUUCUCAAAAAAGAUCAGAAGAGGAACCUGUUAAACCCAAAGUGUCUCUUGAUACUGGAGCAACCCUGGUCUCUGAAGAGAAAGGAGAGACUCCCACAGCUGCUGAAGAUGAAAAUGAAGGGGACAAAAAAAAAAAAGACAAGAAGAAAAAAAAAGGAGAGAAGGAAGAAAAAGAAAAGGAGAAGAAGAAAGGACCUAGCAAAGCCACAGUUAAAGCUAUGCAAGAAGCUCUGGCUAAGCUUAAAGAAGAAGAAGAAAGGCAGAAAAGAGAGGAGGAAGAAAGGAUAAAAAGGCUUGAAGAAUUAGAAGCCAAGCGCAAAGAAGAGGAAAGAUUGGAACAAGAAAAAAGGGAAAGGAAAAAACAAAAGGAAAAAGAAAGAAAAGAACGCUUGAAAAAAGAAGGGAAACUUUUAACUAAAUCACAGAGAGAAGCCAGAGCCAGAGCUGAAGCUACCCUAAAACUUCUGCAAGCUCAAGGUGUUGAAGUGCCAUCAAAAGACUCAUUGCCAAAGAAAAGGCCAAUUUAUGAGGAUAAAAAGAAGAAAAAAAUGCCACAACAGAUAGAAAAUAAAGAAGUAUCUGAACCAGUAGAAAUAAGUUCUACCUUAGAUAUUAUGGAACAAGGAGUACCUGAAAAAGAAGAAACUACACCACCUGUAGAACCAGAAGAGGAAGAAGAAACAGAGGAUGCUGGUUUAGAUGAUUGGGAAGCUAUGGCCAGUGAUGAGGAGAGAGAACAAGGAAACACAGUACAUAUAGAAGUAAAAGAAAACCCUGAAGAGGAGGAAGAGGAGGAGGAGGAGGAAGAGGAGGAAGAAGAAGAGAGUGAAGAGGAAGAGGAAGAGGAAGGAGAAAGUGAAGGCAGUGAAGGUGAUGAAGAGGACGAAAAAGUUUCAGAUGAAAAGGAUUUGGGGAAAACAUUAGACAAAAAGCCAAGUAAAGAAAUUAGCUCAGAAUCUGAGUAUGACUCUGACGAUGAUCGAACCAAAGAAGAAAGGGCUUAUGACAAAGCGAAGCGAAGGAUUGAGAAACGGCGACUUGAACAUAGUAAAAAUGUAAAUACAGAAAAGCUGAGAGCUCCUGUCAUUUGUGUACUUGGACAUGUGGACACAGGAAAGACAAAAAUUCUAGAUAAACUUCGUCACACACAUGUACAAGAUGGUGAAGCAGGUGGUAUCACACAGCAGAUUGGGGCUACCAAUGUUCCUCUUGAAGCUAUCAAUGAACAGACUAAGAUGAUUAAAAAUUUUGAUAGAGAAAAUGUACGGAUUCCAGGAAUGUUGAUAAUUGAUACUCCAGGCCAUGAAUCUUUCAGUAAUCUGAGAAAUAGAGGAAGCUCUCUUUGUGAUAUUGCUAUUCUAGUUGUUGAUAUUAUGCAUGGUUUGGAACCUCAGACAAUUGAAUCUAUUAACCUUCUGAAAUCUAAAAAGUGUCCCUUCAUUGUUGCACUCAAUAAGAUUGAUAGAUUGUAUGAUUGGAAAAAGAGUCCUGACUCUGAUGUGGCUGCUACUUUAAAAAAGCAGAAAAAGAAUACAAAAGAUGAAUUUGAGGAAAGAGCAAAGGCUAUUAUUGUGGAAUUUGCACAGCAGGGCUUGAAUGCAGCUCUGUUUUAUGAGAAUAAAGAUCCCCGCACUUUUGUGUCCUUGGUACCUACCUCUGCUCACACUGGGGAUGGAAUGGGAAGUCUCAUCUACCUUCUCGUUGAGUUGACUCAGACAAUGUUGAGCAAGAGGCUUGCACACUGUGAAGAGCUCAGGGCACAGGUCAUGGAGGUGAAAGCUCUCCCGGGAAUGGGCACCACUAUAGACGUGAUACUGAUCAAUGGGCGUUUGAAGGAAGGAGAUACAAUCAUUGUGCCUGGGGUUGAAGGGCCCAUUGUAACUCAGAUCCGAGGCCUCCUCUUACCUCCCCCUAUGAAGGAAUUGCGAGUGAAGAAUCAGUAUGAAAAGCACAAAGAAGUAGAAGCAGCUCAGGGAGUAAAGAUUCUUGGAAAAGAUCUGGAGAAAACAUUGGCUGGUUUACCACUCCUUGUGGCAUAUAAAGAAGAUGAAAUUCCAGUUCUUAAAGAUGAAUUGAUACAUGAGUUAAAGCAGACUCUUAAUGCCAUCAAAUUAGAAGAAAAGGGGGUCUACGUCCAGGCAUCUACACUAGGAUCGUUGGAAGCUCUGCUUGAAUUUUUGAAAACAUCAGAAGUGCCCUAUGCAGGAAUUAACAUCGGCCCAGUCCAUAAAAAAGAUGUCAUGAAGGCCUCAGUGAUGUUGGAACAUGACCCUCAAUACGCAGUAAUUUUGGCAUUUGAUGUGAGAAUCGAACGGGAUGCACAAGAAAUGGCUGACAGUUUAGGAGUUAGAAUUUUUAGUGCUGAAAUAAUUUAUCAUUUAUUUGAUGCCUUUACGAAAUACAGACAAGAUUACAAGAAACAAAAACAAGAAGAAUUUAAGCACAUAGCGGUAUUUCCUUGCAAGAUGAAAAUCCUCCCUCAGUUUAUUUUCAAUUCUCGAGAUCCAAUAGUGAUGGGAGUGACUGUGGAAGCAGGUCAGGUGAAACAGGGGACACCCAUGUGCGUCCCUAGCAAAAAUUUUGUUGAUAUUGGAAUAGUAACAAGUAUUGAAAUAAACCACAAACAAGUAGAUGUUGCAAAAAAGGGACAAGAAGUCUGUGUCAAAAUAGAACCUAUUCCUGGUGAAUCUCCCAAAAUGUAUGGAAGACAUUUUGAAGCCACAGACAUCCUUGUUAGUAAGAUCAGCCGGCAGUCCAUUGACGCCCUCAAAGACUGGUUCAGAGAUGAAAUGCAGAAGAGUGACUGGCAGCUUAUCGUGGAGCUCAAGAAAGUAUUUGAAAUCAUCUAAUUUUUCCACUUGGGGCAGGAAUUGGAAUAAGCGCAAGAUUAUGUUGUGAUUUCACCAACAAAAACAAUGCAAAAUGGAAAAGGAUGUACCUGGACACUGAUGAACUUAAGAACGAAAGGAAAAAAAAUAGGUGUAUAAAAUGUUUUCCAUGAGAAACCAAGAAAAUUACACUGGUUUGACAGUGGUCAAUUACAUGUCCCCACAGUUCCAAGGUGCCUGUUCAUUACCUACUUCUCUCCCUACCUUUCUCUACUGGCUGCUGUUUUAAAGUUUGCCCAUCCCCCCUAAAUUGGAUUUUUAUUACAGAUCUAAAGCUCUUUCGAUUUUAUACUGAUUAAAUCAGUACUGCAGUAUUUGAUUAACUAAGCUUCUGCAGACUUUGUGAUUCUUGGGACUAUUUUGAUGUAAGAAAUAACUUCUUUAUUUAUGUAUAUCCUUCCCACAGUGACUUCCCCAGUCCCCAGCAUUCUUAUGCCAUAUGCCCUUAGAAUUUUUUUAAAUAGAAAAUUAGGCACUCUGAUAUUUAUCUGCUUUCUGUGAAACCAUGGUGUAAAGCAUAGCUGGUUAUUUACUGCUUGUAUAGUCGUGAGAGUCCACUGUAAUCAGCACAAUUCUGAACUACCAAUAAAGGAAACAGACAUUGGCCAGUCAGUUCUGGUCGGCUUCCAUGUUAGAGUAGCUUCUCCACCAUGACUUAACACCCUCGGUACUGUGCACUCUUCUAAGGACAAAAUUUUCUAAAUUCUCAUACAUUAUAUUCUAGUACACGUAAACACUAGUUUUACCUACAAAAUUCUACCACACAUGCAUUUUCUGAUGAGACAAUCAGUAAUUAGCUAUGACUUUAGUACAUUUUAAGUUGUUGCAGAAUAUACAUAGUGAUUUAUUUUUAGUAGCAAUUUGAUUUUUCAUGAGGAAUGUGGGUCCACUCAGUGUGUGUGUGUAUAUAUAUAUAUACACACACACAUAUAUAUAUCCCUUCCCCCAAUGUAGAGAAAUCUACUAGUGAUAUUAAUUCUUCUAACAUCUCUAGCAUAUGAGAAGAUCUACCUGUUUUUAUAGCGCGGUGUUCAAGUCAGUGUGGGGGGUUACAAGUACUCACUGGCUUACUCUUAUAAACUAUAUUUUUAAAGUGUUACGACAUAACAUAGAAAAAUACCUUCGAAGCAUUUGAAAAUAUGUAGCAUU